ACACACUUCUUAUUAUAACUUUGUGAUAUAUCAUAUCAUAUAAGAAAAAUGAGCCUCCAAGGGAAGUUGGUUUCUGAGAUAAACAUCAAGUGUGAUGGAGAUGUUUUUUAUGAAGUAUAUAGGCAGAGGCCACACCAUAUCUCCACCAUGUCCCCUAAUAAAGUACAAAAUGUGGAUGUUCAUGAAGAUGGUAAAGAAGUGGUGGGAAAGGAGAGAGUCGAAGAAAUAGAUGAAGAAAAGAAGAUGAUGAAAAAAAGGAUAAUUGAAGGAGAUAUAUUGGAGUAUUACAAAUCAUUUUAUGUCACUAUUCAUGUUGAGACAAAGGGUGAAAACAACUUAGUUACUUGGAUUUUGGAAUAUGAAAAGAAGAAUGUUAAUGUGCCUGAUCCACACACACUCGUGGAAUUACUCCUUAAUGUAACCAAAGAUAUUGAGAAUCACCACAUCAAGUGAUACAUAAAUAUUGUAAAUAAAUUGUUUGGACUCUUUAAAAAUGUCGACGAGUAUAUGUCGAAUUCUUUAAAAUAGUAUAUUUUGAAGAAAUCGAUAUAAAUACGACAACAUUUUUAAAAAGUGGAAGGCAAUGUAUGUAUACCAAAUGAUUGGAUUUAAGGUGUUGUCUCAAAGUCUGUUAUGAGCGGGUGUGCUUUGAAAUGUCUUGUAACAAAAAUAAAACGAGUGGACAUUUAAUUUUUAUAGAUAAAUAAAAAAUAAAAAUUGUUAUUUGAA
This is a messenger RNA of Solanum lycopersicum (tomato), 729 nucleotides long. Lineage: Eukaryota; Viridiplantae; Streptophyta; Magnoliopsida; Solanales; Solanaceae. The record is from RefSeq and is a predicted model, not a curated record.